AUGUGGAAUCCGCCUUUGUCAGAUCUAACGUUCAACUUUCGGCACCCGAACCCGCGAGUCAAUGGUCCCAGCGGAGGGGGUGUCUACCAGGAUGUCUCGCCCAGAAUCAGCCUAAGCAACGAUGCCGCCUAUCCUGCUGGAAGUGGUCGUGGCGGUGGUAACAGUGACCCCUCAAUCCCCACAAACAAUCACAUCGACAACAAUGGCGCUCCCGGCAACGCCCCUUCCUUCGAGCGCCCACGGGCCUCGAGCCACCCCAUUCUCGCCCGCUCUCUGCCCCAUCCAAAGCUCGAAAAGGUCGCCCCAUAUCUCACCAUCGCCACACUACAAGCCUACACUGUCUUGACAGUCGUGCGUUGUCUCGCUGACCCUGUCUGGAUCAUCCCUCGAUCAGGAAACGAGGAUCCCAUUCGGACGGCAGAGAUCGGUAGUCUCGAAAAGUCGUUCCUAGCCUGCGCGAUCGCCUUUACUAUGCUGAGCUGUCUUGGGGUGACCCUGCGCAUCCUCGACAAGUUCACCUUUCUGCGACAGAUCCCUGUCGUUACGGCCUACCUUGAAGCCAUCUUUUGUAUCGCCGCCUUGACAUCCUUUCUCAGCACUCACUCGUUGCCAAGUGGAUCACAGUUCUCACACGGCUUCCUAGCCUGUGUCAUCACAGUGCUCUUCUCGUCCAUUGUUGCCAUCAUGCUCACAGUGGACUGGUGGCGAGGGUUUCCCUCCGCAGGACUAUCGGCAACAUUGAAGGGUCUUAUCAUCGCGUCCUUUGUUAUGACCAUCGUUAUCAUUAUCGGCGCUGCCAUCUACUCGACUCUGGAGGACUGGACCUUUGACGAAGCCGUCAAUUUUUGCAUUGUGUCUUUUGCUACAAUCGGAUAUGGCAAUUUGAGUCCAAAGACCGUUGCUGGCCAGUCCAUCUUUUUCUUUUACGGUCUGUUGGGUAUCAGUUCUCUCGGAUUCUUCGUUGUCUCGCUCCGCAACGCUGUGAUCGAACAGUUCCAGUGGCGCCUGGUUGAUCGCUUCUCCAAGCCAGCUCAUUUGACACGCGUUCAAACACGCAUGUCAGCCAAGGAUAUCCCUUUUCCAAUUGCACGAUUUGAGGAGGAGCAACGCGUCAAAAUGGUUGUCAAGCGAAAGAUGAUGGUCAGAAUGGGCUUUAUCUGGAUUGUCAUGUGGUUCGGAGGAGCAGGAGUCUUUUGCGCGUUCGAGCCUUGGACUUAUCUCGAGUCCUUAUACUUUUACUAUGUGCCCAAGCAACCUGGGGCGAUCGAGUUCUGGAACGUCUACGUAUUUGUGGGUCUCGCAGUUUUUGCCUACAUCCUUUCACUGUCUUCUGAGUCCAUGGCUUCUCAGAUCCACCUUGUCGACGAUCAAGAUGACGACAACGACGACGAUAUGUACGGAUGGGAGAGGAAUGAGGAUCCCAAUGCGCCUCUCACAACUCGCAGUGGAACUUUGGGACUGGAGGGUCUCAAAUGGCUUCAUCAUCAACAGAACAUGCAACGUCGAGACUCUGUCCAAUCCAUACAGGUGGAUCAGGAAGGAAAACCUCUGGACAACAACAGUACCUCUGAAAUGCCCAGCAUGACCUUUGACGGCAGUCAGGACGAAGACCGUUCCCUGCAAGCAUCUAUUCAGCGUAGCCGGCCCAACAGAAAGAGCUCCACCGGUAGAAUCCUCAUGGUAUCGGCCAAGGAAAGGAAACAAAUGUUAGAGGCUGAAUAUUACGCGACGCACUCAUUACCAACCACCAUCAAGUUUAUCGACACCAAAGGCAUGCCGCAUCAGAAGACCGUUGGGAGAGCCUCGACCAUGGCUGAUUCGAUCUCUGGACCCAACGUCGGCAGCAUGAGCGGAGACCCUGCCGGAUAUACAUAUGGAACCGUCGGAUACUAUGGAACCAUCGGACGCCAUGACCUUGCAGGACUGACGCGCUCAGGAACUCUUCUCCGGAAUCAACAACCGUCGGUCGACAUGGGUGGAGCCAAUAUCGAUAAUAUUUAUGGCCCAGGCGAUAGUCAACCCAUUAACACUGUCCAAACACAGCAGCUCCAGCAUCAGCCGCUAAUCAAGUUCGACUCGCCGAAGGGAAGUAUUCGCAGCGUAGGAAACCAGCCCAGUCAGCGAAGGGGUCAGAGUCGACCAGACCGAUUCGGGGACCAGGAGGAUGAUACGACGACAGGAUAUAUUCCUUCUAUUAUGGAUGUCUUCAGGCCAGCUGCCUCCGAGAACGCUGGAGAAGGCUCUUCGACUUCGGGAGCACGCGGAAAGAACCUAAUCGUUGGAACGUCUCCUAUUACCCGCAUGAGAUCCAACAGCUGCGAUCAGAUGAUGGGCGAUCGGCGACGGGGACCAUCUCAGAACGACAUUCACAGCUGGAUUGCCGAGGAUGCAGGAACUCUUGAGGGACCCAACUUCAAAUAUGUCAGCAGGCCUCCGGUACAGGGAAUGUCGGAUGCCGGCCCAAGCACGGAUCGGUCGAGGGAGAGUCAUGGCAGCGACACGACGAGAGUCACCAGUGCCCCGAAUGGAACGUCGGAUUACGUACAUGAAGAUGCUUACCCGACAGAGCAGUCCAACAUGGCACGAGGAGCGAUUUUGGACUCUGCUUUGAACGAACUUAGGGCUCACCGCGAUGGAAUUGCGCCUGACGAGAUACCUUUUAUGCCUUUGACGGACGAGCCGGAGGAGAUGAGUCAGGACGACGGAGACUACUCUGAGGAUGUACCUCGCAGCGAGACAAAAUUGGACGCCACUUUGCCACCACCUCAACCUCGCGGUCUGGUGACUAUCGUGCGGGAACCGACCUUGCCUGCCGUGGAUGCCGAGCUACUCGCUACCGCUUUGCCAUCCAACCCAGACAACUUAUUCCUCAGAGGCGAAGAGGGCGCUGGACGCGGACCUUUUGCCGAGGGUGUUACAUGGCCAGACUCAAGAGCAGGAUCGGAAUACGGCCAAGAAUCCAGACCGGGGUCACGCAUCGGAUCACGUCAUGGAUCGGCUGGUGUGACCAGCCCAGAGAUUACCCCCGCAGCCUUGUUUGACGAUGACAACGGCCACCAGUACACGCUCCGACCUACGACUUCACAGCCCCCAUCACUCUUUUCAAACCACCCACGAUCUGGAAACAACAGCGCCAUGCCGUCUCCGACAGGUUCUAGGCAGUCGUCUCGACCGGGAUCGGUUUUGAUGACUAUCUUUGACGAGCCUGUCCGGAAUCUUCCUGGUUCACGUUCGGUUUCCAGGAGCGGUUCUAUACGUGGAUCAGGAACAGGAUUGAUAGAAGGAGGAGGCGGCCCACUGGCAAGAGUCAGCUCUAACCCAAUGUCCCAGCCUAGAUCAAGAACUGGGUCGAUAGUUAUGCCCCUCAAUGGAUCCGGAAUCGGCUCUGGCAGCGGAGGAGGAGGUCCAGGGGCCACAUCGCCGGCGUCUACGAGGAGUUCCGAGUCAAUCGUCGGGCCGUUUGACGAACACCGGCUACCAGCAGAUCUGCCGCACUUUGACGACGAUGUCGACUUGAGCCAUGUGGGUGCAACCCCACAACAAGUCGAGGACGAACAUAGACGCAGGAAAGACCUGCGGAGACGAGAACGCGAGAUUGAAGCGCGUUUAGCAACCCUUGGCGAGAAGGGUCGAUGGGUUCCUCGUUGA
Molecule: messenger RNA, 3648 nt
Organism: Linnemannia hyalina
Lineage: Eukaryota; Fungi; Mortierellomycota; Mortierellomycetes; Mortierellales; Mortierellaceae
Source: the annotation of a GenBank genome assembly